Messenger RNA from Darwinula stevensoni, 1029 nucleotides. Lineage: Eukaryota; Metazoa; Arthropoda; Ostracoda; Podocopida; Darwinulidae. The record is from the annotation of a GenBank genome assembly.
AUGAGGGCUCUUCGUGUUGCAAAUGAUGACAUUGCUAACACUCCACAAAUGUAUGAAGACAGCACUGAAGAAGCAGCCAAUUAUGAAACCCCACUGGCAACAAAUCAUCAAGGGGAAGCAGAGAUUGAAGUGGCUAACCCUUUAGUAAUGAAGAGAAGUCAGAAUGGGAAGCUCGUGGUAAUUUAUAUCACCUUCUUGAAUGUACCCGUUCAUCUACUUGCCCCUGGACCUGCACUUCCCCUCAAAAGCAAUGGCGUUGCGAGGGGGGCUUCAGCCCCCCAAGUUUGGUUCAAGCCCCCCCAACUCCAGUCGAAAUGCGUCCGCCCCAACCUGACAAGGCGAAAGUGCCUUCAUACGGAAGCUCACCACAAGCAUCCAAAGAGGUGUCUCGCUAACAAAGAAGUUGCUGCCUCUACAAAAGUGGAUAUUCCUGACAUUUCUGUUGAAGAUGCACUCAGGGAAUUGGCCCUUUCAGGAGAAGUUGCAAGGUGGCUUCAUUCAGCUUCAUUUCCAACUCUGCUCAAGAAGCUGACUGAUGCCCUUGACAAGUUUGCCAAUGCCUUCCAGGAGAAGGCAGCAAUAUUAUCAGUGCAAGAGUUCCUUAGUCGUCGUAGUGUCAUGUCAAGACUCAUUUUGAAGCUAGAGCCACUGAUGACUGAUGCCCUUGACAAGUUUGCCAAUGCCUUCCAGGAGAAGGCAGCAAUAUUAUCAGUGCAAGAGUUCCUUAGUCGUCGUAGUGUCAUGUCAAGACUCAUUUUGAAGGAUGACUGCAGCAACAGGGCUGCAAAAAAGCUUCUGGGACCACACUGCCUGCUGCAUCUUGAUCAGCAGUCAGUGCAAUUCACAUUUUCUGCUACCUCUCAAGUCACUGCGAAGGAUGUGUCCCCAGAAGAAGGAGCAAUAAUAUGCUUGGGCUUCUACUUCAUGAGGGACAUAUCCUAUCCUGCAGCAUAUGGACAGUUACUUGGAUUUCUUCAAAUUAGACUUGCCAUGACGUGGAGCACCGUCCAGCUCGAUCGCAAGGCGUAG